AUGGAGAUGCCAGGUAACCGGCGCACACAGUAUGGACAGUUCUCUCCUUCCACCUCGGUGUUUCUGGCGGUACUUAUGACGCUCCUUGUCUUUGCAACAGUGCUAGGAAACGCACUCGUAAUUCUAGCUUUCGUUGUGGAAAAAGGUUUACGCACUCAGGGCAACUUUUUCUUUUUGAAUCUGGCCAUAGCAGAUUUUCUUGUAGGGGGAUUUUGCAUUCCAGUGUACAUCCCUUAUGUCCUGACGGGCGAGUGGAGACUGGGGAGAGGUCUGUGCAAACUGUGGCUCGUGGUGGACUAUACGCUGUGCACAGCAUCAGUCUUCAACAUCGUCCUCAUCAGCUUCGACCGGUUCCUAUCCGUCACUAGAGCGGUGAGCUACAGAUGUCAGAAGGGCGUGAACCGGGGAGCUGUGAUGAAGAUGCUGAGCGUGUGGAUGGCAGCCUUCCUCCUCUACGGUCCAGCCAUCAUCAGCUGGGAGUAUGCAACAGGCAACAGCGUGGUGCCCGACCAGGAGUGCCACGCUGAGUUCUACUUUAACUGGUACUUCCUGAUGACAGCCUCCACCUUUGAGUUCUUCACGCCCUUUGUCACGGUGACCUACCUGAACGUCAGCAUCUACAUGAACAUCCGUCGGAGGAAGCUGAUGAGGGACGAGCCUCAGGCCGACACCGUGGCGGUGGGGGGGAGCUGCGAGAUGGAGGAGCUGGGGUUGGCAGGUGGAGGAAGAGGAGGAGGAGGAGGAAGGGGGCUACAGCAGGUGUUCUUUGUCAGGUCGUUGGAGGCCGAGGGCCGGAGGAACCAUACUCGUCUCGUCAGAGCCAAGCCGAGAAACUUCACACUGCCCAGUGCUAAAGUGUCGGUGGUGAGAGGCAACAGCAGCGCGGGGAGGGGGAAAGACAGCGCCCUGCUGGACCUCCCUCCACUGCAGAUGGCCGAGAUGGUGGUCCAGCACCCCUCGGAGAACGCCUUCCACCCCCAGCGGAGCCGCUCCGACGUGGCCGCCAGCCGCUUCCGUCUGUCCAGGGACAAGAAGGUGGCCAAGUCGCUGGCUGUGAUCGUGUGCGUGUUCGGCCUCUGCUGGGCGCCAUACACCCUGUUGAUGAUCAUCAGAGCAGCAUGCCAUGCCCAGUGUGUCCAGCAUUAUCUGUAUGAGAUCUCCUUCUGGCUGCUGUGGUUUAACUCCUCCAUCAACCCGAUCCUCUAUCCACUGUGUCACACCAGUUUUCGAAGGGCUUUCAGCAAACUGCUCUGUCCAACCAAGGUUAAGAUUCAACCUCAGUACAUGGAACAGAAGUAUUAACUGACAUUCCAAAAGCAGAGUGAUAGAUUGGGCUAGAUGUGACAAAUCAUGAUGAAUAAGUUGUUAAAACCACAAAGUCUGGGGGAACAAGAAGACUCUUCUCUGGCAGCAUUUUCAGCAGUUACCAGCGAAGGCUGUUGGAGCGAAGGCUUUCAAAUGUCAGGACUUUGCAAAAAUGGUACCACAUACCUGUGUUAUUGCAUGAUGGACUUUGUGUUGUGAACCUGAUCUUGUUUUCUACAAUAUUGGAAUAAAUGUUGUACAGUGCCGUUUUCUGUCUCAAGAAAUCAUCAAUAAAAGCACUUCACUUUCAGAGCCUCCGAUCAUUAUGUCUCGGUUGCAUACAGCUUGAUA
Messenger RNA from Hypomesus transpacificus, 1656 nucleotides. It is a transcript of the gene hrh3, whose product is annotated as histamine receptor H3. Gene Ontology annotation, cellular component: membrane. Gene Ontology annotation, molecular function: histamine receptor activity. The transcript is spliced from 3 exons. The coding region runs from base 1 to 1302 and encodes 433 amino acids. NCBI's taxonomy places the organism in Eukaryota, Metazoa, Chordata, Actinopteri, Osmeriformes, Osmeridae. The record is from RefSeq and is a predicted model, not a curated record. Gene Ontology annotation, biological process: adenylate cyclase-activating adrenergic receptor signaling pathway.